AGCUUGCAAGAAGACGAUCUUGAACUUGGAAGAUCGCUUUUCCGCCACGAUCGUGCACCGUCCGCUGGCAGUCCGUUGUGUACCGGUGUCGUCUUUGAUUCACCGGGCGAGAGAGAGAGAAAACUCAGCUGAAAAGCGAACAGUGCCUAGCCUAGAUGACUGUGCCGUUCAUUAUCUAACGAUGGAUUAGCUUCGAAAGGGAAACACGGCUGGUGGCAGCAAACGAAACAACAACAAAAAAACAAGAGGAAAAACUGGAAUAUCUUUAGCAGUGCAGUUGCGGAGGAGAGUGUGAUGUAUGGCGCGAAGGAAAGUGUGUCAUACUUAAUGCAAUGGAGCAUCGUCCGUACGAGCUGCUGAUGGUGAUGAUGAUGCUGAAGAAAAAGCAUGCAAAGGCUACAUCAUCUUCCCUCGCGCAGGUGUAGUGCGACCCAGGUAGUCGAGUGUACUAGUGAAAGUGAAUAACUUAGUGUGUGAGUGUACGUUUUCGGUGGAUUAGUGUCUUUUUUGUGCGUGUGUGUGUUUUUUUGGGUGUUUAUUUUAAAGUAAGAAAAUAUCAACGACCCAGUGAAAAUGGAGCCAAUCUAUGGAACUAAUAAGAAAUACCUGCAAAGCAUUGCCGGUAGCGAGUACUACCGGAACCCGAGCACGUUGCGACCGAUGGCUAAUGAGUAUGCAUCCUACCAGAACACGCUCGGGCGCCGGUCGACGCUCGUCGGACCGUACACGCACAUGAGCAAAUACUCCUACCCGACGGACGUCAGCCUCAGCAGCCACUACGGCUACACGUCCUGGGGGCUGUGGCGGGACAGCCGCAACCUGUCCUCCUCGCUGUACGCGAAAAAGCAGAAAAACAUCAAAUCGUUCUCCAUCCUGCUGAUGUCGGCCGCGUUCAUCGUCGUGCUGGCGGUACUGUGCGUCGCCGGGCUGGCGUUCUACUUCAGCACGUUUAAGGCGGAUCUCAGUGAAACAAUUCUGGCCUUCGACUGUACGUUCCGGGUCGCUCGGGGCGACAUCUACACGACCGGGUUGCGCACGAACAGCACACCGGUGUACCGGCAGAAGACGGCGUUCUACGAAAAGCUGAUCGAAACGUCGCUCGAACGCAGCGGUCUCACCGUUUCCCGCACGGAAAUCAUGAACUUUGGUGACGGCCCAACCAUAGCCCUCAGCUUCCGAGUGUUUCUGGACAUGCGGAAGAUAAAGAUCACCAUCAACAACGUGGAGGAGCACAUCCGGACCGCCUUCCUGAGCGAGGUGCUCAACCCGAGCUCGGCCUUCAAGAACAUACGCAUCGAUCCGGACAGCAUCGAGAUUAAGCGGCUGCUCGACCAGGAGGUACUAAAGACGGCCCUGCUCACCCGGCAUGAGCCGGCCUUUCCGACCGUGGUCAAAUCGUCGCCCGGCGGAACGGGCCCACCGUCCGAUCAGGACCAGCGGCACGUCACGAAGAAGACGGGAGUAAUCGAAAAAACUAUCCACAAGUUUACACCGCGCGUCACGCCGGCCCCACCAGCCCGUGCCGGCGACGCCAGCAAGGGCGGAAUCGUCGAGGCGGAAUCUGACAUUGACAUGGAUAAUUUACCGGUUAUACAAGGAUCGUUUGAGAUAACGAAAACAGAUGCCGACAUCACGCAGAAGCGAACCGGCAGCAGCAGCAGCAGUACGGAUCCGGUCGGACGUGUGCCGGUCGCUGCCUCGACGCUCAAACCGUUCGCCGUCAGCCCGGCCCAGAUAACGAUUAGGGGGAGCGACCGGACGAAGGGGACGGAGACGAUCAAGGCGGACGGUGAAAGCCCAUCAACCGGUGGCUACCGGUUCGGGCAGCAGGCGGCGGGCGGCGCCAAGCCAAAAUAUGAAACGGCAACGGCUAAGAUUGAAAAAAUGGAUAAGCUGCACGCUGCAACGACGAAGAAAAUUAAAACGACUUCACUCAAACCACCGUCCAGCCCGGUGGGUGGUGGUGGAGCUGGACGUCGGUCAACAACAGCAAAUGUCGGUCGAAGCACAACCACAACAACGACAAGGUCACCCACCACAACAGCGACCACUACGACGACAACAACGACAACGACGAUGGCACCUACCCAGCCCGUUCGUAGCAGGACACCUACGCAGGUCGGCAGUACGACGACCAGCCGGUUGACAACGCUCCGCUAUCAGGUAUUGCCAUCUCAGGGCAUCGGCUCAAACGAGCAGCCAUCAUCGUCAUCCACGGAGGACGACUCAUCCGACGAGGAGGACGAGCUGGUCGGCGAACCGACCGACACCGAUUCGCAUCUCCCCGUCGUGGUGGAUGUGAUUGGGCUGCCGGGCGACACCGAGAGCGAGCUCAAAAACGACACCCUGCUCGAGACCAUCUUUCAGGCCAUCCUUAACGACAGCAUCCCGGGGGAGCUGGCGCCAGAACGGCGCCGGAUCGGGACGGUCGAGCCGGACAGCAUACCGAAGCUGGACGUAAAUCUGUUCACCUCCGCCCCGGUGCUGGAUAAGCAACCGUGGCACCCAAUCAAUCCCAAUCAGCAGCAGCAGCAGCAGCAGGCGAAGGCCGACCAGCGCACCGGUCUGCCCGCCCGGAAGAAGCCCUCCCUGGCGGAGGAAAUACUCUACCGGAACCGGCCGUCGGACAUCGAGAGCGUGCUGGCGUACACGGAGAAUCCCAACGGGCAAAUUUACUACCAAAGCUACACCAAUCCCAGCUUCGGCUCGUCCACGCUCGGCAUCGAGCCGCUCGGCGUGGCGGACGUCCGGCCGUACCCGCUGCCGGUGGACAAAAUCCACGAGGAGGUGAUACCGGACUUUAAGUACCUGACGCCGACGGCAGUGGAUGCGACCGAGCAGCUGCUCAACCUGACGCUGGACGACCAGCGGUUCGAGCACCUGGGGGAUGGCGUGAUUGCCAAAAAGCCGGACCAGUCCGGGGCACCGGAUGAGCCGGCAGCACCGACGGUGACGACGACGACGGAAAAGGUUGGCGACAGCGCGACCACUCUCCAGACGCCGAUGAGUGGCAGUUCCGGCGAGGAAAGUCAAUCGUCCGACGAAAGCUCCACCGAGGCUUAUGGAGAGGCAUCCGCGACGGAAGGCAUCGAUCCGGUACUGUACGGGGGUUUGAAUGGGACGCACGAUGAGGCACUGGUGGACGUGGGGAUGGAUCUGGAGUCACGCAACAGUCCGGACGAUGCGGAACAAGCGGCGAUAACUACAACGCCCAGUCCGGCAAUCAUCACCACCGCCGGUGGAUCAGCGGAGCAGCUUGAGGAAGGCACGGAGCAAACCUCCACCACCACCAUGCCGACCACCACGUACAGCUCAAGCGAGGAGAUUGAGCGGGACGCGGAGGACCUGCUGAUUACCAGCACGACCGAAACGAUGCCAUCGAGCUCGGAAGAAAGUUCCGUGGAGCUUACCACGGCGAUUGCCCCUGCCAGCAGCGCACCGAAGCGUCCCGCCUACGUCGAGGUGGAAACGUUAAAGUACACACCCUCCACGCUACCGCCACCCACCACCAACACACUGCCGGAGCUGUUCCCCAUCACGAAGUGGGAGUUUGUGAACGGAACGCGACGCACCACGGCCGAAAAGCCACCCACCAGGAAGGUUUUCAACGAAACGCUGCAAGCCCUGGUGAUGGUGAACGUGCAGCCCGAUGGGACGACGGCACUGCCCCGCCAGCCGCUCACCACCGACCUGGACGACCUGAAGAGCAACCGGCCGAACGGCACGACGCACCUGCAGAACCUGUCCGACAUAUUCGACACGCUCGCGUCCAAGCUCGGCAUCCAGCCGGAGGUUUCGAGCAAGAUGCCACCGUUCUCGUCGUUCGCCAAGAUUAAGAACCAAUAUCGUAACACCGCCAACCGGACGGCCAGCCGGCCCACAACCACCCGGCCUAAGCGAAAAAAGAACCGCCCCACGAAAGUCCCGAGCAGCACCACGACGACCACGACGGAGCAGUACCCGGAAACGACGACACCGAUGGCACGGGUCAUUCCGACCGUCAUUAACGACGAAAUUGACGACGUCGUGCCGGUGAUGCUCGAGACAUCGUCCGAGCUGUCCGCCGAGCAGGCCGUCGUCGGCCAGGCGGAGGUGGAAGUGAUCGAUCCGAACCAGUACGAGGAGAUGCUCAAGUCGAUGGCGGUCGGGAAGCACGCCGGGACGACGCCCUACCCACCGUCCACCCUGGUGACGCUGCUGCCGGUCAAGUCUAACUCGGGCAUCCGCAACUUCCGACCGAAAACGAAGCGACCGCCGCCCCCGGUCACCCACGGACCGCCGGCCGCCCCGGGUGAUAAAACGGAGAGCAGAAAAAUGGACCCGGCCCAGGCGCUGGGCUUAAAAUUAAUGAAUGCAAAUAAAACCGCCGACGGUGACAGGCGCGCGGCCAGCGGUCUGACCGAGCAGCAUCCGGUGGCGGUCGAGCAGCAGCAGCAGCAGGGAGGUAGUAAUAAAAAUAACACAAUGGUCGAAACGGUGGUGAGGGCCAGCAUGCGCUUCGAGUCGUAAAGCUAACCGCCCUCGGGGGUCGCGGCUUCCGGGUCACGGGGGAGCAGUUCCGUUUCAAAGCGUUCAAUCUACGGCAGCAAUAGCUAGACAGAGAGAUGACAAAAGUAAGAGGGAGAGAGAGAGAGAGAGGGAAGCAAAAAGGUGAUAAUUGAGUGACGGCAAACGCGCUGGCCACAAUGAGCGCGGUCACAACCAUCGUUGUGCGUUCGGUGGCUUUGAGGUGAUCCCAAGCACAAUCGCUCCCCAGUGGAAACUCAUCCCUCUCUCUCAUACACACACUUGGUGUGUUGAUGGUCCCAGGUUUUGGAAAGAUAAACUUGUGUCUCGGAGUGAGACACAAAAAACAGUGAGAUUCGUUUUUAAGACUACAUCGUACCGGUUUGUCAGGAUUGUAGGAUUUGCUUACACGUAAGACUGAUGCCCGUGCGCGUGUGGACACUGGACAGCUUGGGAGGCUUGGGCAGUAUUCCAAGCCCCAGCAGGUCCCUAUGGUUUUGGUUUUUACACGCAUUGGGCACCGACUACAAACUUAAACCUCGAUCUGCUAAGCACACUGGUUAGUGUUUUUAGGAAGUAAGUAAAUAUAGGUGUAAGUAAGUUACCUUACGAGCAGGCGCGCGGUCGCGCGUACUGCAGAUAAUUUAUUUCUAAACUCGAAACAAUCGUGUACGCGUUAAGUAACACUAGCAAUGGAAGCUGCAGGAUCGAGAGAUGACACACGCACGCGUGUGUGUAAUCUUUCUCUCGCAGGCACACAUUUGUACAGGAGUAGCACGCACGCACGCACAGGGUGUGCUGCACUAGUUGCUAGUACAGGUGCUCUAAUUUAUUUUCCGUAUCACAUGCAGCAAACGAUGCAUCUAGCAGGAGCAGGCAUUUUCGCUCCCUUGGCUUUGGAUGCGAUUUAUGAGGGGUGGUUUUUCUUUAUUUUUUAAGCAAAUGUGUGACAGUGAAAAACAAACAAAAAUACAUACAAAACACGAUAUUGGAAAUUGAAUUUUAACUUGUACUGCCGGGCAGGUGCGCUGUAUUUCAGUAAUAAAAAUUGACAUGAACAAAAUAA
Messenger RNA from Anopheles gambiae (African malaria mosquito), 5572 nucleotides. RefSeq names its product proteoglycan 4. The coding region runs from base 574 to 4509 and encodes 1311 amino acids. The transcript has 6 exons. The record is from RefSeq and is a predicted model, not a curated record. NCBI's taxonomy places the organism in Eukaryota, Metazoa, Arthropoda, Insecta, Diptera, Culicidae.